AGUCAUUGGUUUAUGGCCCAGUCAAUGAGGUGGCUGCUCGUAUUGCAAUGAAUGGUAUUCGAUAGGGCUCUGCUGCCGUCUCCUUUCCCCUGGCGAAAGCUGCGCUGCCACGGCCCUGGGUUGCCAUUUAGCUUCUGCACUAACAGGAAGGAUGAACACUUUACGCUGCGAGGAGCCUUCUUGGCUGGUGGAGAAUCUGAACAAGCAGACCGAUUCAAUUCUUGUCCUAGAUUUGAGAACACGUGAAGAUUUCCUCACUGGCCACGUUCGAACUUCUGUGAACUUGCCGUGCCAGAAUUCGGGAGAAAUGGAGAGAGGCACCAGUGUGGAACAGCUUCUAUGCCCUGGCAGCACUGCAGAGGAACGCGGGCGUCUCGCUGCCCGUGGCCAUUCAGAGAGUAUUGUGUUGUACGACCAGGACUCUACGGAGGAAAGAAAGGGCGAGGCCCUGAUGGCCGUCGCCGACAUGCUGGUGGCGGAGAAAUGCCGCCACGUUUGCUUCUUGAAUGGUGGGUUUACCAGCAUCCUGCGCUCACACAAGGACAUUGUGUCACCGGCGAAGAAGGCAAAGAGAGGUCCGAGGGGUCCUCCCCCGCCGCUGUCGUUACCCGGAUCAAAACCGGGCAACUCUGAAGAGGAGGCGAAAAAGACAGCGGACCCCGACAAGGAGCAAGUGAAGCAGGGACAGCUAUCUGAAGUACUGCCAGGAGUCUUCCUCGGUGACUGGACCAGUGCCAAGUCUCGUGAUGCCAUGAUCAAGUUUGGCAUUACAGAUGUAUUCAACGUCACCAGCGACUUGCCAAACACGUUUGAAACCGACGAGGAGUUGAACAUCACCUAUGACCGCUAUGCUGCCGAGGAUGUGGCCUCUGGUUCGUUGACGCCUCACUUUGAAAGGGCUUUCUACAGUAUAGAUCAAAUCCUCAGUCGCAAAGGCUGUGUUCUGGUGCACUGCUUAGCAGGAAAGUCUCGCUCUCCGACGAUAGUCCUCGCCUACAUCAUGCGCACGAAGAAGUGGGGCUUCGACAAGGCUUACGACUUCGUGAAGGAACGAAGGAGGAACAUUGAACCCAACAUGGGUUUCUUGUCUCAGCUGAUGAAGUUCGAGGCCGACAUGGUGAGUGAUGGAAUUCUACUGGAGCGCCAAAGGAGUGAUGCGGACACGGGUUCGUCAACAGUGUCCAAGUCAACGAAUAACAGUGUGCCGACGUCGUCUCAUGAAACAAGUGCCGAGUCUCCCUGUCCGAAGACCCAGGCCACCCAAUCCUAGUCAACGCUCGCGUGUACUGCUCACUGAACAUGCUUGCCAUGAAGAGCAGUGAGUCUCCACGUAUAUGUGGGUGCAUGUGUGUGUGCAUGUGUCUAAUACCAACUCGUGCCAAUAUUGAAUGAUACUUGCAAUGCUGCCAUCAGUGCAGCAGUUCCUGCUAGAGAGUGUGUGUUGGAUGGUUGAGUAGCACGCCACUGCUCUGGACUCUUCACUUCCAGGAAUGACAGUCAUCCGCGGGUCCGGCGCUUUGGCUAUGAUGACGGAGGCUCUUCCGCUGCGACUGAUUUCUGCUCGUACAAGCUAUAAUCUGACUUUGUCACAUGAUUUUGUCGUUUCGUUUUUAACCUCAAGGCGUUCAUAGUGUUUGUUUGCCAACUAGAACUAUUGUCGACAUAGGAAUGGCAGUGCGAACCUAACGUGCAUUGUAAUGUUGUUUCUAUCUCCUGUUUAAACCGGCAUUGCAUCUACACGCACACACACGCACGCAGGCACGCGCACACAUACACACACACAAACUCACUCACGCACUCACUCUAGCGCACUCUUUGUCUCUCUCUCUCUCACUCUGUGUGUGUCCUGUUCCUCUUCUCCCUCUCUGUGGGUGUUAUUGUGUGGCGGACACCGGACCUUGAUGAGCUUUCUUUCUUGCAGUCUGCCUGAUGUGCUCGGGCGUGCAUGCUUCUAUAUGCACAUUCAACUCUCCUUCACAUCACUUGGCACCUCUUUUUUCUUUUUUUUUACUUUGAAGUAAAAUAUUUUUUUAGAUGGAUAUUGAUUUCUGUUUGCCCGUAAAUGUUGAUAAUCUAUUCAACUGGAUUGGAUAUGGACUGCGCGUGUUGACCACUUUACUUUAGUAAUGAUCCUUUUUGGCUGGGUGUGUUUUCCCUUUGUUUACUUUCGAAUCUUGAUGAUUAUUUGUUUCUCCUGUACCCGAGGGCAAUUCUCAGUCCCCAAACCUAUUCUCCUGCAUACUUUGUUAGCUCCUGAUCAACCUCGCUGUUCAGUGUAGUUAUGCUACCAACCCUCAAUGCGUUUCAUUCUUUUUCUUUUCUUUUUUAAAUGCCCCACACCCACUGCAUUGCUUUAGAUCUCACGGACAGUGUUCUUUUAGGCUUUCAUCAUUAUGCCCAGUCUCAUUUUUUUUUCAACCAGAAAAAAAGCAUUGAAUAGUUUCGCACACUUGCCACACCGCCGCCUUGCAGUUUUUUUAGCCACGCUGAUUGUUGCAAUCUGAAUUAGCGGAUAGCUAGUCUGUGAUAUUUAUGUAAUGAUAAGGUGCAUUGCAAGGUCGAA
Messenger RNA from Sycon ciliatum, 2563 nucleotides. Its product is annotated as dual specificity protein phosphatase 7-like. The transcript has 3 exons. Gene Ontology annotation, cellular component: cytoplasm. The record is from RefSeq and is a predicted model, not a curated record. Lineage: Eukaryota; Metazoa; Porifera; Calcarea; Leucosolenida; Sycettidae. Gene Ontology annotation, biological process: negative regulation of MAPK cascade; protein dephosphorylation. Gene Ontology annotation, molecular function: MAP kinase tyrosine/serine/threonine phosphatase activity; MAP kinase tyrosine phosphatase activity; protein tyrosine/threonine phosphatase activity. Bases 152 to 1270 code for a protein of 372 amino acids.